This is a messenger RNA of Monascus purpureus, 3303 nucleotides long. Lineage: Eukaryota; Fungi; Ascomycota; Eurotiomycetes; Eurotiales; Aspergillaceae. The record is from the annotation of a GenBank genome assembly.
GUUGAACUGACAAAAUAAGCGGACAUAUAUGGAGCGUUAUCAAUGGACUUGAAUCAAACAUAUCCAUUGCGCUUAUAGACUACACCGGACUAGAUUUAGGUCUAAGCGCGAGCAAUAUUCUUUGAGUAUAAUCGAAUUUUGGCAGGUGGUGAAAUGGUGAUGUAUUACAGCGUACAGAGGCACCUCGGGAUACUACUUACUGGCGACCUCCUUAGCUGAACGAGUCACUGGAUACAGUUCCCCUCUUGCCUCUUGGAACACAAGCGGUUAUCGUCAUCAAUGGGAACUAUGGAUGGUUCUGGGGCUGCUAUUUUCGAGAGCAAGAAGAAACCUGUUUGUGAAGACUCUGGGAAGUGGAUAAAUAAUCAUCACAACAAAAACCACACCUCUAAUACCGCGCAAUCGCUGCUCGAUCUCAUUCUCAACUUCCUGUCCACUUCUAGCAACGAAGUUCUAUUCCUCACCUUACUUUUUUCGACAGCCGCAACAUUUAUCAUAUUUGGGAGAGUUGGAUUACUUCUUAUCGGACUCACUCUGGGGGUCAUCCUGCAUGCGUCAUGGCAAGAAGCUCAAAACACCACAGAGAGGAAGAGAAAUAUGGCUUUGUUGAGGCCCAGAAGAUUUAUUGACUGGCCCGAACGGAACCAUACUGAAAAUGGGAGCUUCCCGAUUAGGAAGACCACUGGUAUAUUGAAAAUAGACCUGGAUUACUCCACGUUUCAGCCAGCAACAGCUGCAGCACUGAAGUCACUUACUGAUGCAAUAAUUGACAACUAUGUCAGGGUCUGGUAUGGGCAAAUCUUACCUUCCGAGCCAACAUUUCCUCUCUCCUGCCAAAAGACAUUGACUCACUUCAUUACUUCUGUAUCAUCACAUCUUUCCCGGAAGCGGACGGCAGAUGCAUUCCUGCAAUUUCUCACGAACUCAUCGUCUAUCCUUAUUAUAUUUCUUCACGAAUUCUCGGAAGCGUUCGAAUGCUUUGGGAACUCUACGUCACCGGAAUAUACUAUCAAAAGGUACUUAGAACUCUUCCCGGAUAGUAACCUAGCCAAUGUUUUAGAAUUCGAGCAGCAGCGAAAGAAGCUUGACGUUGCCGCAAACGAUAUAUUAUCCAAUUUCCUAGACCCGAAUGUCUCGGGAUGUUAUAUAUUGAAGGAUUUUCUUCGUGAGAUUUUCUCUGGCGCUGUCCUUGAGACUACAAUCUCCAGUCUCUCAAGGCCAGAGUCUAUCAACAGCUGGAUCAUUUAUAUCCUCAGAGAUGGAGAAUCCGAGAUAAUGAACGCUAUUGAUGCUGGCGUGGAAGGAGCUCGAAACCAAAGCGCGGCCAUAUCAAAUACGGCCAAUGGCACAAGCAAUCUGACGUCACUUCUGGGAAAGGACAAUGGGUUUGAUAAACAGUCUUCUUCGAAGCCAGAAAGUCCGGACCAUAAGGAUAAGACAGCAGAUGUUGCCACAAUUGAAACCAGACGACUAAGCGACAUGAUCCCAGCUCAGGAUGCUCUCAGGCAAGAUUCAACGCAAGGACUGCGCGACAGCCGCCGAAUAUCAGUGCUGUCUUCAAAUUCAAUUCCAGUGGCCACGCAACCACUUUCGGAAACUGAGGCUGUUGGUUGCUCUAUUAGCAUGCUAAGGAACAACAAUGAGAAUAGGAUCACAAAACAAACAACCACUCGUUCGAAUUUUGUUUCUGAUAAGCGCCCAGAACCGGUAGAUGCAAGGCUGUCACAGAUUCGGUCUGCGCCUGCCGAAGAAUCCCAGUUGAGAUCGCUCGUGAGUCAUGGAACCUCACCGCUGACUCUUUUCGGUGCCAGCGUAUCAGUCGAUGAUGGUUCUGAACCUGGAGAAAAAGGAAUAAUCCGGUCAAAACCCUCUUGGGACUACCUGCUACAAAUUGAACCAAUGUCAUCCAAUCGUUCUGGCUGGAUGGUUUUCAGGAAAUAUGCUGAUUUCGAAUCUCUUCAUGAAACAUUGGCCAUUAUUUCAAGGUUAAACAGAAUCCAUGGCUUUUCGGAUCGCUACCCUAUAUUGCCUCCAUGGAAAGGCCAAGCGAAACAUGCUUUGGCCCGGAGCUUAGAGAGAUAUUUGCAGGACGCUCUUCAAUACGAGCUGUUCGCAGAAAGCGGGAAGAUGAAGAGAUUUCUGGAAAAGGACGAGAGUCUUGCUGUUGGAUCUACAGGGGCGUCGACAAAAUCUGGGUUUCUAUUUCCCAGUCAAAAUGCAUUCGAGAAUGUCGGAAAGAGUGUUCUUGAUGUUUUGACUAGCGCUCCUAAAGGGGUUGCUGGGGGGAGCAAAGCUGUCCUGGAUGGAGUGUCUGGAGUAUUUGGAAGCGUAGCUGGCACUGGCAAAAAGCCUUUCUCCCAAAGCGCAGGUAGUAACAGCCAAAGUUCCAGGAACUCUCCCGCACCAAGCGAAAAGUCUCAUGCUGGAUUAAAAGACCUACAGCACCACAAAACAGUUGUGCUUGAUAGAGACACCAAAAACCUUUCAUCAUCGUCACCCAUUACCGAUGGCUUUCAAGACUCUUGUUUUAACUCUCACUUUGACAAUACUUCAAGCGAUACUGGGACUCCCAGAGAGGAACAGCCAAACCGAUCCUCUGACCGCGGGAGAACCUUGGAGAUGCUUGAUGAAGAAGCCGUGCGAGACAUUGGUUCUAAUGCGACUCUGGAGGAGCCCGAUCCUUUUCAAGCUCCUGGAGAAAGUGAGACACAGGAGGACAUCCCAUCGCAUUCGCCUUCUUUUGGGACCAAAGCCGAAGUUUUAUGUGCCCCGACUGGCGCAGGGGACGCUGAACAGACGCUGAAUAGCCCUAUAACGCGUGAAGAGACGCAAAUAGCCGUGGAACUAAUAUUCGCUGUUAUCAAUGAAUUAUAUUCUUCGUCAUCUGCCUGGAACAUACGCCGAACUAUUCUUAACGCUGCAAAGUCAUAUAUCCUACGCCCUGGGAGUCCGCAUUUAGAGACGAUUCGCGUUCUGCUACAGAAUUCAAUGAUAGAUACCCACACAUCGGACGAAGCCCUUGGGGGAUAUCUGGUAAAACUCUGCGAGACUGUUUUCCCAACCCAGGCAGACUGUGACCUCCCUCCCUCAGCUCGAACCGAUGCGGAGAAGAAACGUCUGAGGGAAACUGCACGGAAAAUUUUUGUUCAAAAAGGACUGCCUCAAGCUGUUAUAAGUGUCAUGGGUGCUACCGCCAGCCGGGAAGCGCUGGAGAGGAUUUUUGACUGCCUCCAGGUUGAGCCUAUAGCUAGAGGAUUAGUCUUUUCGCUUCUUUUACAGGCGUUGAAAGUGGUGACCUUGUAG